Dicentrarchus labrax (European seabass) is the source of this 2239-nucleotide messenger RNA. It is a transcript of the gene bcap31, whose product is annotated as B cell receptor associated protein 31. The transcript is spliced from 8 exons. Gene Ontology annotation, biological process: intracellular protein transport; endoplasmic reticulum to Golgi vesicle-mediated transport. NCBI's taxonomy places the organism in Eukaryota, Metazoa, Chordata, Actinopteri, Moronidae. The coding region runs from base 197 to 925 and encodes 242 amino acids. Gene Ontology annotation, cellular component: endoplasmic reticulum membrane; endoplasmic reticulum. The record is from RefSeq and is a predicted model, not a curated record.
UGGCAUGAAAUGCCGGAAGUGUGUACGACAGCAAGCUAAGCUAACAGGCUAACUAACCGGAGCGAGCUGAGUGCGUGAAGCUCGAGAGCGGCGACUUUCUGUGCGGUUGUCUGCGGGAUUCUGUGCGGUUGUCUGCGGGAUUCUGUGCGGUUGUCUGCGGGAUUCUGUGCGGUGUGUUUCCUGUUCAGGAGUCAGGAUGAGUCUGCAGUGGACGGCAGUGGCCACCUUCCUGUACGCAGAGGUCUUCUUCGUCCUGCUGCUCUGCAUCCCCUUCAUCUCACCUAAGAGGUGGAAUAAGAUCUUCAAAUCCCGGAUCAUCCAGACCAUCGCUCUCUAUGGAAACACUUCAUUCAUGGUGGCCAUCGCCAUCCUCGUGUUCCUGCUCAUCGAUGCUUUCCGCGAGGUGAGGAAGUACAGCGUGACGGAGAAAGUGGAUCUGACCAACAACCCGACGGCCAUCGAACACAUCCACAUGAAACUGUUCAGAGCUCAGAGGAACGAAUACAUCGCAGGCUUCGCUCUGCUGCUCUGCCUGUUGCUGCGUCGUCUCGCCACUCUGCUCUCCCAGCAGGCCUCACUCAUGGCCUCCAACGAAGCCUUCAAGAAGCAGGCGGAGGGCGCCAGCACCGCCGCCAAGAAAUACAUGGAGGAGAACGAGCUGCUGCAAGAGAAACUCCGUGACGCCGGUGUCGAGGUGCCAGAGGCCGGGAAGAAGGGAGCCGGACCGCAGGAGGAGAACAAGAAUCUGAAAGAGGAGGUGAAGACUCUGAAGGAGGAGCUGGACACCACCAAGAAAGCUCUGCAGAAGUCCGACAGUGACGUUCGUGCGAUGAAGAAACAGGCGGAGAAUCUGACGGUGGAGUACGACAGACUGCUGGAGGAGCACAGCAAACUGCUGGCCACCAGCGACAAGAAAUCCGACUAAGAAUGACGAAGACUGUUUCCAGCUCAUCUCCAUCUUCUUCAUCUUUUUCAUCUUUCCCGUCCCGCUCGGCGACGGCGAUGUCACUUCCUCUCUUUCAGAUUAGCCGACCUCACCGGGCUGCGAUUGGUUUAUUUCAUGUGGUUUAAAAAUGUCCGACCGUUGGAGCUUCAUCGGGAGGAAACUGUCAACUGAGGAGGUUUCUGUUCUCUGAUCUGAUCAUUCCCCGUUUACUGAACCUGGACCUCGGUCCUGGUUCCUGCAGCAACAGAUUCAUUCCAAAAUCAGAGGUCCAAUGUCCUUUAAGACUCCCGCACAUUAUUGCACAUUGUGGAUUCGGAUCGGUUAAAAACGUCUCGGCUUUGUUUGAGGAAUCAUCUUGUUAAAUUUGAGGUUAUAAAUGUGUCUAAAACUGACUGUAUUUUGAAAUGAAACCGAUGAUGGAUGAAUGUGAACCGACCGAAUGUGAUUGAUCGGCGUUGCACAGGUCACUCUGUACGAGCAAAACAAAAGCUGUUCAUGUUGUUUACACUCAAAUAUUCGCACUCAUACAGGAAGAUAAAGACCUUUGUGUCUUUAAUAAACUGAAGCAUGUCCACAUUUGUGUCAAAUAUCUUCUUUUCUCCUUGUUUUGGUUGCGAUUUCUGCUCCGGUUCCUCGGUUAAAAGCUUUCUUUUAAAGGGUUAAUGUGUGUUGUUGUUUUGUGACUUUGAGACUGAGAUUUCCUCUCUGAUGAAAACGUCUGCGGUGUCCAACCUGCUUCAAACUGUCGUCAUAUUAAGUUGUUUUAGAUCAGUUGCAGAACGAGGAUGGGUCGCACCGGCUGGUCUUUACUAAUCCUGGUCCUAACGGAGUCAGUCUUUCUUAAGAUCAGUCUGUAGAAUGAACUUUGUCGGUUGCAACAACCAAACUUAAACCUUGUCUUAACUACACCGGUAUUAGCGACUACGGCUAUUGCUUAGCAGCGUGUGUUGCUUUGUUGAUAAUUUGCACCAAAUCAUUUGUAAUUUGCAGCAACGUUAUCAUGGAGGAUCAAAGAAAAGACAAUUUCUCACACAUUGAGAUAAUAAAAUGAAUAAGAAUAAGUUGAAUACGUUUUUUUUUUUUUAAAUAAAUCACACCAAAUUACGACCGACUUAAGACCAGAUGUAAACCCUGUUGGUGCAACCGACCCUGGAUGUUUUUUCGAGGUUUGAGCGUCUGUUGUUUCCUAGAGAGUAAAAAUCUCCGUCUGAAAGCGUUCACUGUGUUGUUGUCGGGUGGAAGCCAUGAGUGUGAACCUGCAGCUGUGGAUUAAAAUGUGAUUGAAUGCCUUUA